AUGACACGUCUAUUUUUAAUUAUCCAAUUAAUUUUGGGAGUGGUCCAAUUUCUUACAGGAAUUGUGGCGAAUGGAAUUAUCGUGAUAGUGAGUGGCAUUGAGUGUAUCAAGAGGAAAAAAGUGACUGCAUAUGACCUCCUUCUGAUCAGUCUGGGAAUCUUCAGAAUUUUUUUACAAGCUUUAAUACUUACAUGUCACAUGAUAUUUGUCUUUACUCUAAAUAUAUAUGUAGAAAAGGAAGCAUUUUUAUUCUUUAUUUUUGUAAAUGAAGUCAAUCUUUGGCUUGCUACCUACCUUUGUCUCUUCUACUGUGUUAAGAUUGCCAACAUUUUUCACCCCUUCUUCCUCUGGUUGAAGAUGAGGAUCUCUAGGCUUGUACCAUGGCUGAUUCUGGGAUCACUGCUAUUUUCACUUGCCCUUUCUGUAUGCUAUUUACUUCUCUAUUGGCCUGAGGCCAAAGAGGAGAUAAGAAGAUAUUUUUCAGGAAACCUCACUGCCUCCAAUUUUUUAUCUAGUCUUUUCCCAGUUCCAAUUCUUGUGGUGGGACUGAUAGUGCCAUUAGUCAUAUUUGAUGCUUCAUUGUUUCUGAUGAUCUAUUCUCUGUGUAGACAUACCAGAAAAAUGAAAAGCAUGGCAACUGGCAGAGACUUAAGCACUGAAGCUCAUAUCCGUGCUGUGAAAUCUGUGUUCUCCUUCUUCAUCCUGUAUACCUCCUAUUAUAUGGGGAUAAUAAUAUCAUUAUCUAGAACUUCCUCACAGAAUGAAUUCUUCAUGUUCAUUUGUUUUUUUGUGGCUGCUGAAUAUCCUUCUGGACACUCCAUCAUCUUAAUUCUAGGAAAUCCAAAGUUGAAGCAUUAUGCAAGAAAGUUUCUGCUUUGUGCCAAGUGCUUGCUGGGAGGAGAUUCAACAGGAGUAUACAAACCCAAUAGAACAUGCUGCUUCUAA
This is a messenger RNA of Monodelphis domestica (gray short-tailed opossum), 945 nucleotides long. RefSeq names its product taste 2 receptor member 1 (gene TAS2R1). Gene Ontology annotation, molecular function: bitter taste receptor activity; G protein-coupled receptor activity. The record is from RefSeq and is marked provisional. Gene Ontology annotation, cellular component: membrane. Gene Ontology annotation, biological process: detection of chemical stimulus involved in sensory perception of bitter taste; sensory perception of taste; G protein-coupled receptor signaling pathway. NCBI's taxonomy places the organism in Eukaryota, Metazoa, Chordata, Mammalia, Didelphimorphia, Didelphidae.